AAUCAAAGAUGGGAUGGUCACGUGGGUUUUGAGGACCUCUGGGUUAGGUGAAGUGCUUAAUCAAUUAUCUAACGCCAUGCAAUUCCCACACUGAAAUGAUUACUUGUGCAUAAUUAAAUACUGUCAUCUUUCUGCUACGGAACCCCAUUACUCACUUCUCCUUCAGUUUCCUCUCCGUUUGCUUCAGUUUCCUUGGAGUUCUCCUCCUGCUCUGGUACUGAAAAGCAAAGGAACAAUGUCUGAUAAAAUCACUGCUGCUGAGAACCUUCUUAACAGCCUUGUAGAUACAGUUACCGAGAAGAAAAAAUCUGUUUCAUUCUUUGAGGAAGAGAACUCAAGCUCAGUGAGCACUCAUUUCAGAAGACUGUUUGGACGUGAGAAGCCCGUGCACCAUAUAUUGGGGGGUGGAAAAUCUGCUGAUGUCUUGUUAUGGAGGAACAAGAAGAUCUCUGCAAGUGUCUUAGCUAGUGCAACCCUUUUGUGGGUGCUUUUUGAAUGGCUUGACUAUCAUUUCCUGACUCUUGUAUGCUUUGCUCUGGUUCUUGGCAUGCUUGCACAGUUUCUUUGGUCUAAUGCUUCUGGCUUGAUUAAGAGGGAACCAUCUAAAGUUCCUCGUCUUGUUAUCCCAGAGGAUUUGUUUGUCAACAUUGCAACUGCAGCCGGUUCUGAGAUUAACCGAGGUUUGGGGUUUCUUCAAGAUGUUGCUUGUGGAGGAAAUAUGAAGCAAUUUCUUAUUGUGGUAGCAAGCUUAUGGGCUGUAGCUAUCAUUGGAAGCUGGUUCAAUUUUAUAUCUGUAAUAUAUAUUGGUUUUGUUGCUGCACAUACACUGCCAGUUCUGUAUGAGAGGUACGAUGAUCAAGUAGACAGCUUCGUGUACCGUGUGUCUGAUCAGAUGCUGCAUAACUAUAAGAGGUUUGAUGCUGGAGUGCUCAGCAAAAUCCCCAAGGGAAGGUUCAAAGGGAAAAAAGCUUGAAUAGAUUUAUGGAUCUCUAAGAGGCUUUAUCUAUUUAGUAGUCAUACAGUGUCUCUCACUCACUCAUAAAAUGCCUAUAUUGAAUGCCUUGAACAAGUAACUUAAGUUAAAUGUUUAACUAGAAGGCUUACGCUCCUUCAAUUAUGAUGAACAAAAAAUUAAUUGAUAAA
Messenger RNA from Prosopis cineraria, 1143 nucleotides. Its product is annotated as reticulon-like protein B8. Lineage: Eukaryota; Viridiplantae; Streptophyta; Magnoliopsida; Fabales; Fabaceae. The coding region runs from base 236 to 973 and encodes 245 amino acids. The record is from RefSeq and is a predicted model, not a curated record. The transcript is spliced from 6 exons.